Molecule: messenger RNA, 2601 nt
Organism: Electrophorus electricus (electric eel)
Lineage: Eukaryota; Metazoa; Chordata; Actinopteri; Gymnotiformes; Gymnotidae
Gene: foxred2
Product: FAD-dependent oxidoreductase domain containing 2
Biological process (GO): ERAD pathway
Cellular component (GO): endoplasmic reticulum lumen
Molecular function (GO): flavin adenine dinucleotide binding; monooxygenase activity
Source: RefSeq, a predicted model, not a curated record
UGAGAUUCAUGUAGGUAGAGGUUAGCUGUUUAGCUAUGAAAGGUUGCGAUCACUGCGAAGAUGCUGUUCCAAUUCAAGAUAUUAAAUACAGCAUUUAAGGGACAGAUGGAUCGGUUUUGAUGAACGUUUCUCCAUCUCCAUGGAGUUGAUUCUAUGCUUCAUCUGCCUCCUGUCACUCUUUUCUCUGGUCCUAACUGUUCCUGGCGAUCACCAUGGUGAUAACAGCACCCGUCACCAUGACUACUGUGUGCUAGGGGCUGGGCCUGCAGGUCUGCAGAUGGGCUUCUUCCUCGCCCAAAGUCAAAGGGAUUACAUAAUACUGGAGCGAAACUCAGGUCCAGGAAGUUUCUUCAAAAGGUAUCCUCGCCACAGGAAACUAAUCAGCAUCAACAAGGUGUACACAGGGAGGCGAAACAGGGAAUUCAACCUGCGGCAUGAUUGGAACUCCCUGCUGAGUAACAGACCUAACUUGUUGUUUCAGCGAGUCAGCCGAGACCUGUACCCUGAGGCUGAUGCCUUCCCUCACUACCUCUCAAUGUUUGAGAAGGAGCUGGGGCUGCAAGUUCAGUAUGGCACUGAUAUAGGGAGAAUUCAAGCAUCAGGGUUCGGACUGAAUGGAAACAAAAGCUAUAUACUGACUGACCAGAAUGGGGAAGAGUAUAAAUGCAGAGUACUGUUAGUGUCUACAGGCCUGUGGGUUCCUGAGGAGGUGCACUUUGUGGGCUCUGACUUGGUGGAGGGCUAUGAGUCCAUCCCCACUGAUCCUGAAGAGUACAAAGAUCAGGCCGUGCUGAUCCUGGGCAAAGGUAACUCUGCGUUUGAAGUGGCACAGAGUAUCCUGGGCAGAGCCAGCCGCAUCCAUCUGUACAGCCCAAGUCCCGUACGGCUGGCCUGGCAGACACACUAUGUAGGGGACCUCAGGGCAGUGAACAACGAGCUGUUGGACACAUACCAGCUGAAGUCUCUGGAUGGCUUAGUGGAGGGUGGACUGGAGGACAUUGCUAUUGUUCAGCGAGGAAAAGACGGCGGAAAGAGGAGAGCUGGGAAGAACAGGAUGGGAAAGUCUUCAGAGGGGAAAAUGCAGCUCUACUUUACUCUGUCCGAGCUUUUGGACCGCCAAGACGGCAACCGGAGCACUGCGAUCACUGCAGAAAAUCUGCCUGGGUACCAUGACGAUAACUUUUCACUACGACAACCAUAUGACCGCGUAAUCCGCUGCCUGGGAUUUCGCUUCAACUUCUCAGUCUUUGAUGGCUCUGCCUGUCCACCGCACAGCAGUACUGCUCGAGGGCGUCUGCCGGCAGUAACGGCAUGGUAUGAGGGCAGGGGAACCCCCAACCUCUUUAUUUUGGGAACCGCAGCCCACUCUAGAGACUACCGCAUGUCAGCUGGAGGGUUUGUUCACGGAUUUCGCUACAUAGUGCGUGCUGUGCAUAAGAUAUUGGAGCAGCGUUACCAUAAUAAUGCAUGGCCAGCCAACAAACUGCCCACCAGUCAACUGCUGCCUUGGAUUUUGAAGAGAGUGAAUGAAGCCUCUGGACCAUACCAAAUGUUUGAGGUUUUGGGGGACAUUAUAUUACUGCAAGGCUCUCACUGUGAGUAUCUGGAGGAGUUUCCUCUACAGGCUCUACCUCGGUUCUCUGCUCUGUCUGGUCGACACGUCUCUGAGCACGGUCUCCUGAUUGUGGUAAUGCAGUAUGGACUAAACCGCACCGACACUCUUGGGCCAGGACGUGCAGAGUCAGAGUGGACCAAAGCCUGGAAGUCCAAUUUCCUUCACCCUGUAAUCUACUACUACCGUACUGUGCCAACAGAGGGAGACAUGAGGCGGCGCCCAGUUGGCUGGCCCCUGCCACGUCCUGAUGCUGUGCAUCAUAUGGUUGAGGACUUCCUGACUGAGUGGGACCAGCCUGUCUCUCACAGCCAGCCCCUAAGACGCUUCCUGGAACACUGCCUUCACAUGGACCUCCGAGCAUUCUACGCAGAAUCAUGCUUCCGACUCUCCCUCACCAGUCGUAAGCCACCCCUGUUCUGUCGUCAAGGUUACCUUAACAAAGAGGGCUUUGUGGGUAAUAGCCACCUGUGGCAGCAUGCCCGGGAGGCAGGACUCAUGCCAACCCAUCAGGGAUCAGUUGUUCCUGGUGAUGAUGGGUCUUUUUCUGACUGUCUGUCCCAUGCUGGUGCUGACAUGACUUCGACAAUCAACUUUUAAACAAGCCAAAGUUUGAAUCCCUGAUGUAUGAAAUGUGGUUCCUUACUUCCAUACCUCUUUGUGGUACUUAUUUCAGCAAAUGCCUCAUAUUUUUGUCCAUGAUUAUCACUAUCAUGUUUUUUUAACUAUAAUUUAAUGUUUUUUUUUAAACUAUAAUUUAUUUUUAAUACUUCCUGAAUACUGUAAAUGUACUGUAUGUACACAAAUACAUGACAGUAUAGAGUGAAUGCCAUUACACAGUAAAACCCUCAUUUUCAGUGUGAUAAAACCAGCUCUUCUAUUUUUGGCACAAUCAGAUUUAUUUUUCUGGUGUGAAACUACAGUGAAAGUAGCCCACACUUACAGAUACUAUUGGGAAUUCAAUAAAGCUGGACUUCUACAAUAACCAA